UAAAAAAUCAUAUUCUACCUUUUUCUUGCAAAAUGUAAUUGAUCGAUACAUUUCCACAGAAACGAAUUAACGUAGUUGUACAAUCCAGUACCUAAACCUAUGGUAACCAUAGAAACAAACUCAUGAAAACAGUUGCAUAUCUCAAUAACUAUUUGUUGUAAAAAAAUAAAAAAAUAAAAUCAAAAUAAAAAAAAAUAUAUCAAACAUUGAAGUUUGAAAAUUUAUAUAAAAAUUUUAAUCAUCAUUAUUUAUCCCUAGGUUCUUAAGAUUAUGUGCAAGAUGCUGAGUUAGACAAAGAAAGAAUACGGUGAUCUAAUGUUUGCCUCUUUGUCUCCUAGAGUUCUACAAUUAUUUAACAGUGGAUACAUGUAGUCCAUUCUAUGUAUCGAUGGAAUAUUCUUUGGAAUUGACAGCUAUCUUCUCUUUGUUAUUAUAUGUACCAAGCUGAUAGAAGCACGAUUUGUUCUUCUGAGACUUGUAUCAUUUCCUUAUAUAGAAAUUUAGGGCACGAAGGCUUCAAAAUCAAUUAUCAUGGCCCGUGUAAUAAGUCAAGAAACUUAUAAUGAAGCUGUUAAUGAAAAUAUUGAAAUAUUUUCUAUGUCACCCGAGGAAGCUAUCGAAGAAACUGUAAAACAAUUUAACUCACAGGGAGUAGAUCUAAGCAAUAUUAUUAAAGAUUUAAUUAUAACGCAAGAUCAUGAUUUAAUAUUGACUUACCUAGAUCAACUUAGAUCUGCUCUGACCAAAAAACAUUAUGAAAAAAUUCCUCAUGUGUUGGAUAAGCUUUCUGUCCAAUUAGAUAAGGACAUUGCACGUAGAGUAUAUGCUGGAAAACGAGGUUGUUAUGGUAUUUUACUUAACAUUAUGAAAGAUUGCAAAUAUGAUACUUUGAUACUUAAAUCUGCGUUAGAAACUAUUACCUCGCUAAUGACUGGUAAUCCAGAUUUAUUAGAUGACAAAGGUGUUUCUAUUCAAAUGGAAAUUUUAGAUAAACAGGAGGACAAAUUGGUGUUACAAUGUUUGUUACGUUGGAUAAGAGCAUGUUGUAUCAAACACGAAGCAAACAGACAAAACAUAUUUAAUGCUGAUAUUUUUAAUAGACUUAAAAAGAUAUUAACUCGUGAUAAUGCGACAGCAUCGGAAGUACGAGAUGCAUGCUCCGUAAUUAGAGCACUUGUAUUAGACGAUGAUAUUAGACAUGAAUAUGGAAAAGCACAUGAACAUGCGACGGUUAUAGCAAGGGGUGCAUUGGAUGUACUUACUGGUUUAUUGUCCAGAUUCAAAAACGAGAAAGCGGUAAUGGGUGACCUGAUGAUCACACUGGCUUCGUUAAUCGUAAGAAAUGAAUUUUGUCAGGACGUGACAGAUGCGGGUGGCUUAAAAUUUGUUCUAGACAUUAUCAUUAAUUAUCCUGAUUCUGAGAAAUUAAAUUGGCAAGCUUUGAAAUUAUUAAAAGCUCUUGCUGGCAAUGACAAUGUGAAAUCGCACAUAGUGACUGCAGGAGGUGGACCUUUAAUAGUUUCUGUAAUCAGCAGAUUCAAGAAAUUUGAAGGUAUUGUUAUCGCUGGACUUGCAUGUAUCUCUGCGUUAACAUUAAGAAGCCCAUCAAACGCAGGAGUGUUUUAUGAUUGCGGAGCACCAAGAAUAAUCAUCGAUUGUAUGAAGUCCUAUCUUAAAAACUUAAACGUUUUAAAGCAAGCAGCUUGGGCAAUAAGAAAUAUGUCUGUAAGGAACAAAUUGGAAUGCAAAGAAUUUAUUGCUUAUGGCGUUGAAGAAAUAUUAAACAAUGCUCUAAAGAUACAUGGAACUAAAGGAGAAAGCGAUAUAAAGGCUGCUUUAAGAGACUUAGGAUUGAAGGUUGAAUUGAAAGAGAGAUGGACUGGCAAGGGUGCCAAAUUGAAUAGCGAAGCAGAAAAACGAGCUUCAUAAGAAUGAUAAUGUCUUCGAAGAAAUUUUAAAAAGGUUGCAAUUAAAUAACAAUCGAGAUUAUUACAUUUGUUCAAAUUUAUAUCUACUAACAAUAGUAUUUAACGUGACUGACAAAAAUUUGAACAUUUUGCAUUUAUGUAUUUCUUACGUCAAUUCUAUCUUUUGUAUAUUCUAUCUUGUUUAACACAUCUUUUUAACACUUGAUCACGACUUGUAUAUUAUAUUAAUAUAUAAUACAUUUUUAUAUUUAUUAUACGAAGUGUUGUUACGUGAAAACCUUUGGAAAUAUUUAAAAAAUGGUGGAUAGUGUGUUAAAAAGUAUGUUAAGUGGACUUGGCUGAUUACAAAUAUCUUUUAUCACGAAUAAUUAUAAAACAUUUGUAAAUUAAUUUCAUUUUUAAGUCUACAAAGGAAUACACCAAUUCAUGCCAAGUACACAAACAGAAAUUUUAAAUGUACAACUAAUACCGAUCUUAUUGUGUCAGUCUGAUACUCUCCUUUUAAUCCCUUGCAUAAUACCUUUAUGUGUUGAUCAUUAUCACGAUCCAUAUCACGAAAAUGUAGAGAAAAACUUGAUCUUGUUAUAAUUAAACAAACAAUGUAUACAGAAAA
Molecule: messenger RNA, 2541 nt
Organism: Vespula vulgaris
Lineage: Eukaryota; Metazoa; Arthropoda; Insecta; Hymenoptera; Vespidae
Product: armadillo repeat-containing protein 6 homolog
Exons: 5
Coding region: 532-1929 (465 amino acids)
Biological process (GO): hematopoietic progenitor cell differentiation
Molecular function (GO): protein binding
Source: RefSeq, a predicted model, not a curated record